AUGCUACAUUAUGCGUUGGCCCUCUGCCUGCUUCUCAUUACAGUCUCCUCCAAUCUAGCUAUUGCCAUCAGAAAAGGAAAGAGGCCACCCCAGACACUCUCAAGAGGAUGGGGCGAUGACAUCACUUGGGUACAAACUUACGAAGAAGGUCUCUUUCAUGCUCAUAAAAGUAACAAGCCAUUGAUGGUUAUUCAUCACUUGGAAGACUGUCAGUACUGCCAAGCACUAAAGAAAGUGUUUGCCCAAAAUGAAGAAAUUCAGAACAUGGCUCAAAAUAACUUCAUCAUGCUGAAUCUCAUGCAUGAGACCACCGAUAAGAACUUGUCACCUGACGGCCAGUACGUGCCUCGAAUCAUGUUUGUGGAUCCUUCACUGACAGUGAGAGCUGACCUCACGGGAAGGUACUCUAACAGACUGUAUACCUAUGAACCUCAAGAUGUGCCCAUAUUGAUAGAAAACAUGAAGAAAGCGCUAAGACUUAUUCAGUCUGAGUUAUGAGAGCUGACGGAAAGACGGCUUCCCUUCUGAAACGCCGAAUGUCACGAGGAAACCCCUGG
Messenger RNA from Ochotona curzoniae (black-lipped pika), 557 nucleotides. It is a transcript of the gene AGR3, whose product is annotated as anterior gradient 3, protein disulphide isomerase family member. Gene Ontology annotation, molecular function: dystroglycan binding. The transcript is spliced from 7 exons. Gene Ontology annotation, cellular component: endoplasmic reticulum. The record is from RefSeq and is a predicted model, not a curated record. Bases 1 to 498 code for a protein of 165 amino acids. Lineage: Eukaryota; Metazoa; Chordata; Mammalia; Lagomorpha; Ochotonidae.